UGACGCUUCGCUCGCUUUGCAGUGUGGAAGCUGAACCCUGGACUAAUCGCUUUCGAGGGAAAUGUGAACGCAAGGAAUUCCCCACGCAGUCAAAACAGUAUAACCUUAUGCUAGGCAAGAGAAAGCGGCGAGGCUCGAUUAGAUCUUUAAAAACAAGGAGCUUUUAGAAGAUUCUGUCUUUGCAAAAAGAGGAUAAAGUUACUUCAGUUAAACAGGACUGGAUCGGCAGGGAGGAUUCAGAUGAUGACAUAUUGCUCAGGAAUUGUUUCAUUUAAAUGACAUAAAAGGGUGUGCAUCACUUACAGCACGCUAACAUUUAAACCUUUAAACCUGUAAAAUGAUGGCACGUUAAGAUGAAGGUUUAGAUGCCCCAGACCCAGUUGGAGUGAGAAGAAUCCUCCUCCAUCACGCAGUCCUCCACCACUCUGUCCGUCAUCUGGAGAGAGAAAAAAAACAAAAAACAGAAGCUUGCAGGGCCAAAAAAGGGAACUCUGUUUUUGCCUAACAGUGCCUCUCAUUUUGUGAAAGCAGCAGAUUUACCUCAGCAGUGUUCCUGUCUCAGAGAGCUUCCUGUGCCCUGGGGAGUGUGUGGAGGGGUAGGAACCCUUCGCCUGUCAACCCGUGUCCUACCCUUUCUCUCCCUACAACACCAUGACCACUGUGGUCCAGUCCAGCGAGCUUGUCUUUGAGUUUGCCAGUAAUGGGAUGGAUGAAAUCAAUCAGCUGGACGACCCUUCAGUGUUCCCAGCGGUGAUCGUGGAGCAGGUGCCCGCUGCCGACCUCAUGCAGGUGUACUCUGGACUGGAGGCAGAUGAGGUGACUAAUGGCAUCAUGGUGGAUGCCAUUCAGGAUGUGGUGGAAGAGAGCAUGAUGGGAGAUGUGGGGCUCUCUGUAGAGACCCCUGUCUCAAGUGGAGAGGACAAUAUGGAGACCAUCGAGGCGGCUGAAGCCCUACUGAACAUGGAAUCUCCCAAUAACAUCCUGGAUGAGAAACGCAUGAUUCACACAUACGGGAAUAUCCUGGAAUCAGACCUCACCUACAUUUCCCUGCGUCCAGAACAGCUCUCAAACGGCUGCAUGGAUGUUCCCCUGGAUGAUGAGACAUCCUCCAUGGAUGAGAUUCCUCAAAAGAACCUUUCCAAGCCCGUCAGGAAAAGCAAAGCGCGCAAACCAAGACCAGUGCGGCCCUGCUCUCCAAUCACCAAUCCAACUCUCCCAUUGAAGAAAAAGAGCAAAGAGGGCAAAGGUAACACUAUCUACCUGUGGGAGUUCCUCCUGGCUUUGCUGCAAGACAAAAACACCUGUCCCAAAUACAUCAAAUGGACACAGAGAGAGAAGGGCAUUUUUAAGCUGGUGGACUCCAAGGCCGUCUCCAAGCUGUGGGGCAAGCACAAAAACAAGCCUGAUAUGAACUACGAAACCAUGGGGAGAGCGCUCAGGUACUAUUACCAGAGGGGUAUAUUGGCCAAGGUUGAAGGACAGAGGCUUGUUUACCAGUUUAAGGAGAUGCCCUCAGAUCUGGUCAUUAUUGAUGAGGAUGAUAGCCAAGGGGACAACGGCGGUUCUGGCUAUGGAGGGCAACGGUCCGCUCCUCAUGGACGGGCAGUGUCCCGCGGUUCGUCACGUGCACAGGGUAAGAGCGCGCAAGUGAAGUCCGUGAAAAGAGAGAUGAGUCCCGGGCUGAACGGUAAUGGAAGACAAGCAGAACAGCUGAUGCAGACAGUCCAUGUUCUUCAGCCAAAUCAAGGAGCUGCUGUCCCAGUGUCUACACACUCCUUACGGACUAUAAAUAUGCCAGGCUCUGUUCCCAUGGUCCUCACGUCAGGAGCUCAAGGAGGUGGUUCAGUCACCCUGCAGCCCUUGCCUCUGUCCUCUGUUCUGACCAAUGGGGAUUCCUCCACACAUGCCUCGCCACCUCGGGUGAUUCUCCACACUGUGCCUUCCACCAGCCCUGGCAGUAAAGAUGUGCUCACCAUCCAGACUGCCUCUCUGACGACAGACAGCAUCCAGUCCCAGCAGCUCCUUGUGUCCACUCUGGGUUCAUCCAGUGGAGGGGUCAUCAGUACCACACCACAGCAAGCCGGAUCUCUUAAUGGCAUCACCCGCCUCGUCACUCUCAAUGCCAACGGGCAGCCCGUAGUGGCCCAGCAGCCUGGAACGGUCAUCGCCACUGUCCUGAAGCCCAGUGAACUUCAAGGCCUGCAGGUGAAGGAGGAGAUCCUAGAUCCCCAGUACCUCCAAUCUCUGGUCAACAGCAACCCAAGUGUGACCUCAUAUGGCAAAGAAGAGCUUGAGGAAGGAGUGGCAGAGCUGAGCUACAGAACUGUGAUCAUCAACAGUGCAGGUCAGGAGCUGUGCCAGACCCUCAACGGACACUCGGACAUGGGCUCGCAGCUGGCCAGCAGCCCUAGUGAGGGCCUGACCCCUGUGGAGGAGCUAGAGGUGAGGGGAGAAGUGGCUCUGCAUCCGGAGCCUGAGGCUAAAGAGCUGUUAGAGGGCUCUCAAGGUCUGCAAGAAUUGCAGGGCACAAUCCAGAUACCCGCAUCCCACUUCAUCCAAGUCAAGGCGGAACCGGCUGAGACCUAAACUUUCAGCUAAAGCAGGGGAAUGUGGACCCAAUCAACCAACACACACACACACACAAAGAAAACAAGAUUUCAGUGGAGCAUAUUAUCUGUAAUUUAUUGCUCUUGAUUGUUUAGAAUGGGUGUUGACUCGAAGACUGCUGUUUAUUCAAAGUUAGAUUGUGCCUAAAUUGGAACCUUGAGGGAUACCGACCAUGAUGUCAUGAUGAAAGCUCUUUGGUUUGCUCUCUGUUACUUCCAAACUCCCAACAGGAGAGCAGCCAUUCUCCAACCAGGGAUAUUCCCACCAUAUGUGCCAGUUGAGAUGUUUCUGUCUCUUCUCAUCUCCACAGACAAAUCCAAAGACUUUAUCCAGCAGAGGGACCAAAAGGAGUUGGUGGUUAGCCAAAAAGAAACCAACAACACACCAUUGACUUUAGGAUUUAAAAAACACACACAGUUGCUUAGGACAUAAAAGGACUUUUUUUUUUUUUUGUAGCCAUAUUCAAGGACUUCAAAAGGAUGCCUAUUGGAAUAAGACUGAAAGAGUGUCCAGGUGGUUAAUGCUUUGUUUUGUAAGUGAUGCUUUUAAGGGGAAGAUUCACUCUGUUUUAAAUACAGAAUUAUGACAUUAUCUCACCCCCUUCAUACCAUCAGAACUGAAGAGGUUAUAAUUUUUCAUCACACACAAAUUUAAAAGCACUGUGCUUUUAUGGAAAUGGGCAUUGCCUGUCCAAAGAGACAGUUCUAGUAGACGUUGUUUGUAUAUACUGUAGUAACAGACCAGAGAAUAUAGUGACAAAUUCCAAAAUCAGCUGCAAAGUAUUUCCCCAUUAUAAUCUUGUUCAUAUGAAAUGGAAUGCAGUAUACAUAUAUAAAUAUAUAAUAUACAACUAAGAUUCAAUUUAUGGCCACAAAUUUAUUUAUUUUCUGAAUUUCUAAAUUCUGUGUAAAAAAAAGUCUUUUUUAAACAAAUGCAAAAAUGAGGGAAAAUAUGCAGUAUGUAGAGCUAAUUUUACCCUUAAGAAUCCAGAAUGUGUGUUUAAUGUUGUAUUUUUUCAAUUUAAAGCAUUCCAUGUAAUCUGCACAUCUUUCAUAUUUUAUCUAUUUUUCAAUAUAAGGGGAUCUGAAUUUCGCUUUAUGAGAUUGAGCUAUCAAGCUGUUCUUAUUCACUGUGAUGUGUUUAAAGCCAUUUUUAGAGAGCGUAUGUGCUAUAAAUGUGAUGUCCUUUGGUUUCUGCCUUUACGCUGUCAUACUUUUACCCUAUAUCGACCACAUAUCGUUUGACUGAUGCCUUACAUGACAGUUUUUUUUUUAGAUCACAGAUUGUGUCUCAGAUGCUCUCUGUGACAUUUCGGUAGAUUUUUAAAAUGUAUUUAUUUGUAGUUGAUGUAGUCAUCUGUCCAUGGCCUCCGUUCCUUCCUCACCUCAUUUAUAUUCAAUUUAUCUAGAGCACAGUCUCUUAAUAGCAACCAGAGUGGAUGCAGCAGACAAACUAAAUUUGUGCUAAAUUGGAAGAAGUGACUGAAGUUGUUGAAGGUAAAUGGUGAUUGGACUCUCUGAAGACCAGAUGCUGAUCAUGGGCAGCAGGCUUUUGCCUUAAAUUUAGUUUCGACUAACACCAGAGUUUUGGUGCUGCUCUGACAAUCAUGGCUACACCUUGUAUUAUGCAAUAUUACAUCAGUUAUACAAUCAGUGACCUCCUUCAUAAUAGAAGAAAAAUGUCCUUCUAGCCACCAUGUCAUUUUCAGACCUGGUCUUGUUUGAAAUCUUUGUUGACCACAGGCUUUAUGCUCUGUAGUUUUUGGGUAAAGGUAUGCCAGUGCUCUUGCUUUAAUUUAAUCUCACCUUUUCAUGGGGCUUUCCUUUUUUUCUAUUUGUCAUAUAGUAGACUAGAUUUUUUUUUCUAAAAAAAUAAGAAAUAAAUAAAGAGAGAGAACCAAAAGAAAAUAAAUUUAAUAAAAACAAUUUUGCCUUAACGUGAA
Carassius gibelio (silver crucian carp) is the source of this 4549-nucleotide messenger RNA. Its product is annotated as ETS-related transcription factor Elf-1. Bases 652 to 2586 code for a protein of 644 amino acids. Gene Ontology annotation, biological process: regulation of transcription by RNA polymerase II; cell differentiation. Gene Ontology annotation, cellular component: nucleus. The record is from RefSeq and is a predicted model, not a curated record. Gene Ontology annotation, molecular function: DNA-binding transcription factor activity, RNA polymerase II-specific; sequence-specific DNA binding. The transcript is spliced from 9 exons. NCBI's taxonomy places the organism in Eukaryota, Metazoa, Chordata, Actinopteri, Cypriniformes, Cyprinidae.